This is a messenger RNA of Aspergillus clavatus NRRL 1, 1473 nucleotides long. Its product is annotated as proteasome regulatory particle lid subunit RPN5. Gene Ontology annotation, cellular component: nuclear proteasome complex; cytoplasm; proteasome regulatory particle, lid subcomplex. The record is from RefSeq and is a predicted model, not a curated record. The transcript is spliced from 5 exons. The coding region runs from base 1 to 1473 and encodes 490 amino acids. NCBI's taxonomy places the organism in Eukaryota, Fungi, Ascomycota, Eurotiomycetes, Eurotiales, Aspergillaceae.
AUGUCCAGCGGAGGCCUUUUGAAGCCGGAGAAGGAUUUCUCCAAGGAUGCGGACAAGCUGAUCCCGGAGGCAGAGCAGUUGGCAAAGACCGAUGUUCAAGGCGCCAUCGAUAAGCUCCUGGUUUUGGAGAAGCAAGCAAGACAGGCUUCCGAUCUUGCAACCACAUCACGAAUCCUCACCACUAUCGUUACCCUCAGCAAGAACUCCGGCGAUUGGAACCUCCUCAACGACCAGGUGCUCCUUCUUUCCAAGAAACAUGGACAACUUAAGCAGGCGACGACGAGGAUGGUCCAGAAGGUGAUGGGAUUCUUGGAUGACACACCCAACACCGAUGUGAAGUUGUCCGUGAUCGAGACCUUGCGGACCGUAACCGAAGGCAAGAUCUUCGUUGAAGUCGAGAGAGCUCGCGUCACGCGUAUUUUGUCGAACAUCAAGAAAUCCCAGGGCGACCUCAAUGCCGCCGCCGAUAUCCUUUGCGAGCUGCAGGUAGAAACCUUUGGAUCCAUGACGAGACGUGAGAAGACGGAAUUCAUUCUCGAGCAAGUGGGUCUCUGCAUAGAGCGUGGCGACUGGACACAGGCUGCGAUUUUGAGUCGCAAGAUCAGCAAGCGGUACUUUGCACGCAAGCCGAAGAAGUCACCUGAGGAGAUCGCGAAGCUGAAGAAGGAGGCGGAGGAGCGAGAAAAGACCCGUGCGCCCGAUGAGGCCCCUAUGGAGGUCGAUGAUGAUGUUACGGAUCUGAAGCUCCGAUACUACGAACAGCAGAUCAUUCUCGCCAACCACGACUACAAGUAUCUGGAUGUCUGCAAAAACUAUCGCGAAGUCUUGGACACAGACUCGGUGCAGAACAACCAAGAGCAACUGCGAGCGGUGCUCGCCCGGAUCGUCUACUACAUCGUUCUAUCUCCAUACGACAAUGAGCAAUCCGACUUGCUGCACCGCAUCCAGCAAGAUUCAAGACUCUCUCUGGUUCCCACCGAAGCUCGCUUGGUGAAGCUCUUCACCGUUCCUGAGCUGAUGCGCUGGCCCAUGGUUGCCGAGCAGUUUGGCCCCCAUCUCUGCAACACCGACGUGUUUGACUCCCAGCCCAGCCAGUCCGCCGAGGAUCAGGCACAUAAGAGGUGGCAGGAUCUCCGCAAGCGGGUCAUUGAGCACAAUGUUCGUGUAGUGGCCAAGUACUACACUCGUAUUCAGAUGGGACGUCUGACGGAACUGCUGGAUCUGACCGAGGAGGAGACGGAGAAGUACAUCAGUGAACUGGUCACCUCGAAAACUAUUUAUGCGAAGAUCGACCGUCCUGCCCGGCUGGUCAACUUCGCCAAGCCCCGUGACGCAGACGAUGUAUUGAAUGAAUGGAGCAGCGACAUGAAGAGCCUUCUGGGACUUUUGGAGCGCAUCGACCAUCUGAUUACCAAGGAAGAGAUGAUGGCCAGAAUCCUUCCGUCCCGAGGCGAGAAGGCCAAGGCUCGCUGA